GUGUGAUCACCGCACCUCCUACCGUGGAAACGAUGCGGUCCUCCAAGUGUGGGGUCAAGACCGGCGAGCCAGUCCCUGAUUUGGUGGCACCAGAGGAUGGAUAGCAGUGAUGAAAGCCUGCCGAAGCUCUUCAUCUUUGACCUGGAUCAGACCCUGUGGGCCUUCGACGCAGCGCAGCCGCGCUACGCGGGGCCCCACCUCGUCGCGCGACACGGGGUGGAAGGAGUGCAAUGCCAGGCGGCGGUGGCUAAACCCUUCAAGGAAGCUGCAGAAAUCGAGCUUUGGCAGAUCUGGCGUCCAGGCGCGGAUCGCCGUGGCUUCGGCGAACAGUCAGGAGAAAGUUUGCGCAGCCUUGCUGCAACACAUGGGCUUUCUCCAGGAUCCAGGUGAGGCUGGAGGAAUUGAACGUGCCCUGCUGGCCAUCGCGCCGGGCAGCAAGACGGGCCACUUCCAGCGGAUCGCGAAAGCCUCAGGUGUGGAUUUCUCGGAGAUGCUUUUCUUCGACGACCGGGCCAUGAACGUGCGGGCAGCCGAGAAGUUGGGCAUCGUGGCGCAACAGGUCUCCUCUUUAGACGGCCUCACCUGGGCUCAGUUCCAUGCGGGUCUGCGGGCCUGGCGUUCACAGAGGCGUUCCAGCCGGGUGUUGGCGCAGUGGAUGAAAGCCCCCAAAGGACCAGCGCAGCGAAGCGUGGUCGUUCAGUUUACGUUUCUCGCAAAAACAUGUCGUGCGUCGGUUCUGCGCGUGUUUCUCGUGCCAUGUUCAAAAGGGAAGAAUCAGGAUGACCUGAAGGGGCCGAAGGUGAAUGACACACACUUGGGCCCGGACUUGGGCAUACAUCGGCAAUGUUUGUCAUGCCGUUAUCAUAACGGCGUUAUGUUUAAUCUUGAAGUAUGUGCCAACUUGGCGGGUGAGAAGAGCCACUGGCCACCCUCUAUCUUUGGAAGACAUUGGAUUUUCACUAAAAGCGAAUUCAUCGCAAAUGAAUGAUUGAACAGGAAGGCCCUGGUCUAACAAGAACAGUCGCUGGCCCCCACAGUCUCCCUGAAGUUAUAUAACUAAACCCAUUAUCCUUUCACAAUGUUUGCCGUUGGUUUGUGCAUGUUCAUGCGGUUUCAUUGCAAGAUCCAUAAUGUUAUUCAAUGCCAAGUGCCAAGUGCUAAAGAUUGUUUGCAACGUCUCGUAGUUCCAACCCUAUUCAAAAACUAAAGAGGUCAAAGACGGCCUUUAUAUAUUUGAUCGGAAAGGGAACUCACUUAGCUUUGGCUAUCAAAAACCAUUGGCCAAUACAAACCAUAUCACAUUAAUAUAUCAAUCCAUCUCGGUCGGCGCCGCCAGGUCCCGGUCCUGGUCCUCCUCCGGCGAGUGGUUUGGGCGACCAGUUGAUAGAUUUGGUGGACGAAGAUCCUUCAGAAGCUGCCAAAGAACCAGCAGAUCCUGAAGGUCCGGAGGUCAUCGAUUUGUGCGAGUGAUCCAAAAGCCCGCAGUGGAUCGUGCACUUUGCUGCCAAGUGUGAGUUCUUUUGGGGGAUGGUCCUGAGAUUUCCGACAUGUCGAUACAAGAGGCUUCACCUUGCAUGUUCAUCGGAUGAUCCGUUCUUAGGAACGCAAAAUCAAACAUGUUGGCGUCCCAACUCAGUAAGCAACCUGAACAUGUGUCAAAAGAGGGGGAUGCCUGACUUAAAAGAGGGGGAAGAUGUGGACAGCUGCUACUCAGCUUUCCUUAACUUCGAUCAGAUCUGAUUCCUUCAGCGCUUGCAGGGUGACUGUGACUUUCUGUUUUCACAACCGUGGUUGCUCCCUUGCUUCGUUCAGAGUUGCAAAGGUUCUUUGGAACGCAGUCAAUGGGGGCGUCAAAUCUGGGUUGUGGCGAGAAAACCUA
Molecule: messenger RNA, 1879 nt
Organism: Durusdinium trenchii
Lineage: Eukaryota; Dinophyceae; Suessiales; Symbiodiniaceae
Source: the annotation of a GenBank genome assembly